Molecule: messenger RNA, 612 nt
Organism: Peronospora belbahrii
Lineage: Eukaryota; Oomycota; Peronosporomycetes; Peronosporales; Peronosporaceae
Source: the annotation of a GenBank genome assembly
AUGCUAAGCUUGCGCUUCGCUGUAACGCGCUUUGGCCGCCACAGGGUAGCGAAUAUAAGCUCAGUUGCGAAAGCUGCCACGGGUUCCCGUGUGUGCGCACUGUCCAUACUGAACGAGCACAAAGCAUUUCUCCGUGGCCUCAAUGACGCCGUAUACACGUUCUACAGCCCACUUGUCGAGGGUUCUGUGGGCCAACAUACGCGGCACUCGCUAGACCACAUAAGCAAGCCACUAGAAAUGCUGAGUGCAACAAAGGAAGAAGGCAGCGCGUGUUUGGUGCACUACGACGUGCGCGACCGCUCUACUCGUGUGGAGAAGGACCGUCAUGCGGCAAUUGAGCAAAUCGAGCAUCUGGAGAAAUUGGUUUGCAUUGUGCCACAAAGCAACUUGGCGCGGCCAGUCUAUGCCUCCUUCAUGCUAUCGGCUGACGGUGACGAAAUUGACUUUAAGUCUACAUUCAGCCGCGAGUUGGCCUUUGCUGUUCACCACUUUAUCCAUCAUAACGCGUUGUCAAAGGUGUUGCUGCGCCAGCACUUUCCAGAGACAAGUUUGCCCGAGGGCUUCGGUAUGGCGCCAUCCACAGCCAAUUGUAAUGUAAUACAGAACGAAUAA